Molecule: messenger RNA, 2679 nt
Organism: Hyla sarda
Lineage: Eukaryota; Metazoa; Chordata; Amphibia; Anura; Hylidae
Gene: CDK8
Product: cyclin dependent kinase 8
Exons: 13
Coding region: 175-1569 (464 amino acids)
Biological process (GO): protein phosphorylation
Cellular component (GO): mediator complex; nucleus
Molecular function (GO): ATP binding; cyclin-dependent protein serine/threonine kinase activity; RNA polymerase II CTD heptapeptide repeat kinase activity
Source: RefSeq, a predicted model, not a curated record
UUACGACAGUGUUUUGCGGCAGCGGCGUCUGCUGGAGCUGUCUACUGUGUGCGUGAGGGAGGCAGACCGGCUGCAGCUGCUGUUGUGGACAAGAAGCCGUGAGGGCUGCGGACCGUGCGGCUCCUGCUCUCCCCCUACCCCGGGUAUUAGGACGAUACAUGUUCCCGGCUCAAGAUGGACUAUGACUUCAAGGUGAAGCUGACAGGGGAGCGGGAGCGGGUGGAGGACCUGUUUGAAUAUGAGGGCUGCAAAGUUGGAAGAGGCACAUACGGUCAUGUGUUCAAAGCCAAGAGAAAAGAUGGGAAAGAUGACCGAGAUUAUGCGCUGAAACAAAUAGAAGGUACUGGAAUUUCUAUGUCUGCAUGCAGAGAGAUUGCUCUUUUACGGGAACUGAAACAUCCAAAUGUUAUUUCUCUACAAAAAGUGUUCCUCUCCCAUGCAGACAGAAAGGUGUAUCUUCUAUUUGACUUUGCAGAGCAUGACCUAUGGCACAUAAUCAAAUUUCACAGAGCUUCAAAAGCCAACAAAAAACCAGUGCAGUUACCGCGAGGAAUGGUGAAGUCACUACUGUAUCAGAUUCUAGAUGGUAUUCACUACCUGCACGCCAACUGGGUAUUGCAUAGAGAUUUGAAACCUGCUAAUAUAUUAGUCAUGGGUGAAGGUCCGGAGCGAGGGCGAGUAAAGAUAGCGGACAUGGGAUUCGCCCGAUUAUUUAAUUCACCUUUAAAGCCUUUAGCUGAUUUAGAUCCUGUAGUUGUUACAUUUUGGUAUCGAGCUCCAGAGCUGCUUCUAGGGGCCAGACAUUAUACCAAAGCUAUUGAUAUAUGGGCUAUAGGAUGUAUAUUUGCAGAACUUCUAACGUCUGAGCCAAUUUUCCACUGUCGGCAAGAAGACAUAAAGACUAGUAAUCCUUACCAUCACGACCAGCUAGAUAGAAUAUUUAAUGUCAUGGGAUUUCCUGCAGAUAAAGACUGGGAAGACAUCAAGAAAAUGCCUGAACACUCUACACUAAUGAAGGAUUUUCGCAGAAAUACCUAUACCAACUGCAGCCUUAUUAAAUAUAUGGAGAAGCAUAAAGUAAAACCAGACAGCAAAACAUUCCACUUGCUUCAAAAAUUGCUGACAAUGGACCCAAUAAAGAGAAUUUCCUCUGAGCAAGCUAUGCAGGAUCCAUAUUUUCUAGAAGACCCACUUCCUACAUCAGAUGUGUUUGCAGGCUGCCAGAUUCCUUACCCCAAGAGGGAGUUCCUUACAGAAGAGGAGCCCGAUGAUAAGGGGGACAAGAAAAAUCAACAGCAGCAGCAAGGCAAUAAUCAUACUAAUGGCACAGGGCACCCAGGAAACCAAGAUAAUAGCCACGCACAAGGGCCACCGCUGAAGAAAGUAAGGGUUGUUCCCCCGACCACUACCUCAGGUGGACUCAUCAUGACCUCAGACUAUCAGCGUUCCAAUCCACAUGCUGCCUAUCCAAACCCUGGACCAAGCACAUCACAACCUCAGAGCAGCAUGGGAUAUUCGACUACCUCCCAGCAGCCUCCACAAUACUCCCAUCAGACUCACCGGUACUGAGCUGUACCCAGAGACCAGGAAACGUCAAUGCACUGUUGCUUGGGCUACAGGACUGAGCUUGUAGCCGCCUGCCUGGAGCCUGGCUUUGGAAUGCACUGUACAACCGCACCAUGAAAAUGUCCAGAAGCCAAGUUACACAACAUUUCACAGAAUGUAGAUCCCAUGUGGGGGGGGGCAGGGGGAGGUUCAAUGCGAGAGCGCGCGCAAAUCUUAGCACAGUCGAUAUUGUGAAUUUGCUACUUCCAUAGUAUACUUGAAAAUGGUUUAAAUUGACCAAUGCAUUUUUCAGUGAUGCUAGCAGUUGAAGCUGUGAAGUAUGCUUGGAACAAAGUUUUUUUUCGUUAUCGUAUGUGGUGACUUUUUACCGUAAGAACAUUAUCUGACCAAUUCAUAUAUAUGUAUUAUUUUUUAAUAAUAUUUACCAUCAUCAUCAUUGCACAAAGCUGGAACAAACUUAUCCAGAUCAUUUUGGUACCUUUUUUUUUUUUUUCGUUUUUCCUUUUGCAUCGUAUACAUUGCGUGAUACAGAUUUAUCAUCGUGAUCAGUAUUUUUGACCAGCAUUUUUUUUGUUACAUUUUACUCGCAUUUAUUAAACAUUUUGAGCCUCCCAAAGAACCUGAAUUUUUUAAAAUAACUUCUAUAACUUGACUGAUAUUAAAGCUGCUAUAUGAUAGUAAGUGAUUGAAACGGAUUUUGAAUUUGUUUGCUUGAGCAAACAAAAAAAAUUAAGUAAAAAAAAGUAAUAAAAAAAAUCCAAUUGUCCUAUUUUUUUCUGUUAAUGUUGCUGACUUGUGAGCAUGCUAUGGAGUUUUAUGAAGCAAAAAAACAAUGGGCAUGAAAGUUGCUCAUCCUCAGACGCUGCGUCUGUUUGGAGCUUUUUCGGCUGGCUUGGUGUAGGGGAUUUCUAAUCCAUCCCUAUUUGUUUUUAUUUGGUCCCCACCUUACUUUAGGGUGGAUGUUGUUACAGUGGAGCAUAUGGAGUAGGAAAGCCUUAGAAUUUACAAGGAAAACAAACAAUGUACUGUAUCAAACUAUUUUACAUGAAUGACAAGUAUUCUGAUUCAACAUUGUUAAAGCAAGGUGUUAAGUAAUAAAUUUAUUUUUCAUAA